This is a messenger RNA of Phycodurus eques (leafy seadragon), 5343 nucleotides long. Its product is annotated as gastrula zinc finger protein XlCGF57.1-like. The record is from RefSeq and is a predicted model, not a curated record. The transcript is spliced from 2 exons. Gene Ontology annotation, cellular component: nucleus. Gene Ontology annotation, biological process: central nervous system development; regulation of transcription by RNA polymerase II. The coding region runs from base 273 to 1811 and encodes 512 amino acids. Gene Ontology annotation, molecular function: DNA-binding transcription factor activity, RNA polymerase II-specific; RNA polymerase II cis-regulatory region sequence-specific DNA binding. Lineage: Eukaryota; Metazoa; Chordata; Actinopteri; Syngnathiformes; Syngnathidae.
UUGACUGCUACAUUACGAGUAGAGGCUGGCUUGACCGCAGUGACAAACGCGCUUCACUAAAUCUUCCAGAAUUUUUACUGAACGUGCAGAAGUCUCGCACAGGACAUCCAUCACUACUUUACUGGAAUAAACGUCAUUCGUUAAAUCUUCAUAUAUGUUUGAAGUUGUCUCGGUGCACGUUGAAGCGUCUCGGCCUAGCUUAGCUUGCUAUCCGCUAACAGACGCGUUCACAUCGCUAAGCAGAGCUCAAGUGUUUCAUUUGUCGUGUGAAAAUGUGUGCAAGACGGACAACAGACUACGAGGAGGUACUUUGUGGACUAAAAAAGGAGAACGAGCCACAACGCCAACUGCUGGACGUUUGCAAGAUGCAGUCUCGAAAUGUGUUACGCAGAGCAGACAUCAGUGAAGCUCUUCAUCCUGAUCACAAGGAGGCAGAGCCCCUUCACAUUAAAGAAGUGGAGGACGAAGAGGUCCACCAUAUCCAAGAGGAAGAGGAAUCAGAGCCCCCUGGCUUUAAAAAAGAGGAGCCAGAGCGCCCCCUCAUCAAACAGGAAGAAGAGCCGCAGCCCCCUCACAUUAAAAAACAAGAGGAUGAAGAGCGCCCCUACAUCAAACAGGAAGAGGAGGAGGAGGACAUCAAGUUGCCAUUGACCAGUGUCUCUUUGAAGAGUGAAGAUGAAGUUAAAAGUGAGGAGAACACAGGGGCGGAGCUUCCAAGCAGCAGCAGCUCAAGUCAACAGAUGACAACAGAAGUGGAUGGAGUUCACUGUGGAGGAUCACAAGUCAACGGCCUCAUCGCUCCACUAUCAGAUAGUGACGACACGUCACUCUCUUCUCACACUAAUGAACAGUCUGAAAGUGAUAAGACAUGUCACCCUGAAAACAAAUGCUGGAAAUGUUCUCAGUGUGGGAAAACCUUUGCUUCCAAGCAGUAUUUGAAAAGGCAUUUGAUGAGCCACACUGGUGAGAAAACUUUUGCCUGUUCAAUUUGUUGCAAAGGAUUCUCUCAAAAGGGAUACUUGAAAAUACACUCAAGAACACACACUGGAGAGAAACCUUUUGCCUGCUCAGUUUGCAGUCAAAGAUUCUCUAAUAAAGGAAGCUUGAGACGUCACGCAAGAACACACACUGGAGAGAAACCUUUUGCCUGCUCAGUUUGUGGUCAAAGAUUCACCAAUAAAGCUAGCUUGACACGUCACACAAGAAAACACACUGGAGAGAAACCUUUUUCCUGCUCGGUUUGUGGUCAAAGAUUCACUACGAAGGGAUAUUUAAAAAUACAUUCAAGGACACACACUGGUGAGAAACCUUUUGCUUGCUCAGUUUGUGGUCAGAAAUUCUCUCGUAAGGAAAGCAUAACAACACAUACAAGAACACACACUGGUGAGAAUCCUUUUACCUGCUCAGUUUGUGGUAAAAGGUUCACUCAGAAGGGACACUUAAGAAGUCACACAAGAACCCACACAGGUGAGAAACCUUUUGCCUGCUUGGUUUGUGGUCAAAGAUUUUCUGAUAAGGGAACCUUAAGAAGUCACACAAGAACCCACACUGGUGAGAAACCGUUUGCCUGCUCAGUUUGCGGUCAAAGAUUCUCUCAGAAUAGUCACUUAAGAAAUCACACAAGAAUCCACACUGGUGAGAAACCUUUUGCCUGCUCAGUUUGUGGCCAAAAAUUCACUCAGAAGGCAGCCUUAAUAUAUCACUCAAGAACACACACAGUCGAGAAUUGUUUUGCCUGCUCUGUUUGUGGUCAAAGAUUCUCUAAGAAGGAUAAGGUUAAGAGACACAAGUGUAUUGGUAAGAAUAGCUGAUCAAUGAAGCUUUCACCUUUCAUCCGAGCAGGCUUCACCAGUCCAUGCACAAUGGGUUAUUUUACUCGAUGUACCUUUUUGAAAGGCCUCCCAUGGACAAGUGUUGAUAAGUGUACUCACACUAAAAUGCUAUGUGCAUAUCAAAUAAGCAAAUGAUUGAUUGAAAUAGACUGUGAGGAAACUUUGACUUUUUGUGCUAAGGUGGAAAGCUAAGUUUGUGAUCAUGAUUAAUGACAUACUUUUUGUAAUGUAAUGUACAACCCCAAUUCCAAUGAAGUUGGGACGUUGUGUUAAACAUAAAUAAAAACAGAAUACAAUGAUUUUGCAAAUCAUGUUCAACCUAUAUUUAAUUGAAUUACAACACAAAGACAAGAUAUCUGAUCAACUUAUUUUUUUAUUUAUUUUUUUCUUAAACUUGUCCUGUUCAGCUGCAUGGCCUUGGAUCUGUAAGCCUUUGUGCUGGAACAGUUUUGCUAUGCAAACGGGAGUUUGAAAUACUCCCUCUGCUUAUUUUUAAAUGUUUUAAUUAUUCUAAUGUUUAUUGAAAAUGGAGCCAGACAGAAAAGGGUUUUAGGGGACAGACAGAGGGACAGAGUGGACAAGAGGAAUAGGGGUGUGAACCACAGCAGAACAAUAGUGAGACAGUCUAGAUAUUUGAGCACAAGUAACAUUACAACAGUCAAAUUGUGUUAUUAUUUGGGGAUUUGGGGGGAGGGGGGGGUAUGCAAUAACUAACCAAGAAAACAAGAUGAGAGUGGACAGAAAAGGACAGGACAGGAUGUGGGGAAAAUGAGUAAGGCAGUGCUACUGACGAGUGGUGUGGUGGGAUUCUUUUGUAAUGUUUAAACACUUGUAAGAACCUGUGAGUUGAUUGUUAGUAUAACCUGUGUUGUUAUUAGUAGUCCCAGCACAAGCAAUUAAAGCCUAUAUUGUGUCUAUCAAACUCAGUGAAUGAACACCAUAUCACAUACAUGUUAGUCAACUGGUGUACGGAGUUGCGGAGCCGGCACAUCGAGGAAGGGUGGACUUAGUCCCCUCCACCCACAAGGGGUGGGGGUGGGGGGGCAAGCCAGGGAGCCCCCCUCCCCCACUGGAACACCGACCAACCCCCCCACCCAACAAGCCCCACCAUCCCCACUAGCCCCACAGAGCAUGGGUGACAUAGCCACCAACUGGGCCCAACGCAGGAGCCAGCCCCCACCGAAAAAUUUAUGUAGUAUAUUCUAGGUAUCCUAAAGUAGCAGGCCCAUGUAAAGUAAUUGCAACAUGAUAAAGAAUUAAGUUAUUCAUACAGAGUAUAAGUAUCCAAAAAUACCAGGGGCCACAUGUACAAAGACUGGAGUAUGCAAAUCAUAUUUAAAUGAACUCGGCACCUGCGAUCCCAAUAUCUGCAUGAUCAGAAAAAAAGAAAAUGAGCAAGGUAAUGAAGUGGUAUGCAAAAAAAUCCUCUUUGGUACGCUGUCCUCUGGCAUUAACAAGCGAAAGAGGAGUGAAUGAGACCGCAUGUGUGCGGCUGUCAAUGCUGUGGGGUCACAACAGCGCAAACAUGCUGAACUAAAGAAAAAAGUGAUCAGACAUAAAGGUGGAUGUGAAGCGGAGGACAGCUGCCCACCGCCAAAGUGUGGCCAAAACAGGCGGAGGAACCGGCGCAGAGCGCCUCAUCCCGUUUGAGGAGAGAGUAGCUCCAAUCAUGGGUGGGACUGUUCUCUCAGGGGUGGUGGGAGCACAUGAGAGUGACUCAGAAUAUCCCACAAGGUAAAUAACAUUUAUUUUUAUAACUCAUGACAAAUGUGUUCAUCCAGUAACCUACACUCAGCCCUAUGAGAUAGAGGUUCCUGCGUAAAUGUAUGGUAUUUGUAAAAAAAUAUUUGGAAUUAAAAUAGAAGCAUGUCAGCAUAUUAAAGAGGAUAUCAAAAAGUUUGACUCCUGUUUGAUGACUCCAUUUAUUAUUUUAAUACACAGGAGAGGACACGCACACUGAAAAAAAGUCAUUUAAUUUGAACAUGUGAUUAAAAUGUGUUAAAAAUAUUUUUUUUAGGAGAAGAGUGUUAAAUUAUGUAAUUUUAAUACAUUUGAAUCAUGUGCAACCGAUGUACAUGUUGAAAUUAAGUAAAUUCAAAGGACUCUAUCAGUUCAGUCGCAGCCACCCGCUACGUUCGGGGGAUUUGUCCACCGUCCCCAGUGUCUCUGGUGUCAGAGACGUGGAAGAUUCCUCCACUGUUCCUCGCAUCACUGGUGUCACAGAUGCAGAGGAUUCGUCCACCGUUCCUGGCGUCUUCUCCGGCAUCCCCAGCGUCUCCCACGCAAUUAUGCUCUCCUGCUGCACCUGUGCACUGAUAAAAAUAGUCCUUUGAAUUUACUUAAUUUGAACAUGUACAUAGGUUGCAGGCGACCUAUGUACAUGUUGAAAUCAAAUGUUGCCGGGCGUUAAUUGUUCAUCAGUGCUAAUUGUUCAUGUGUCUCUGAUGUGCAGAUUUAUUAUAACAGUUUCCCAGCAUCACCUCAAAGUGUCGCCAAAGGACCAACAGCUGUAGAAACGUGCGUACGCCAGCCAUGAAUUUGGCGGGAGGCACCGCACAUUUCCACGGUCAUUUCACUCUUGAUACAUCUGAACUUUGGUGUGAAAAAGAACGUACGCCAUGUUUUUGUGCGUACGCAACUUUUGUACAUGAGGCCCCGGGUCUUUGCACACAUUAGUUCCCACCUUCUCCCAGGGCUGUGAAAGGAGAUCUGUGGUAAUGAGGGAUUCCUUUGUUGGCUUGUAGUGAUGCUCCUGACAUGUAAGCACACUCUGUCAGUUGGUCAAUAUCAGAAUUUAUAUUUGGCCAGUAGAGGGGAUUACGUGCUCUCCCAGGUGCCCUUAAUGGAUUUCUCUAUGCAUUUAUUUAUCCCACUCCCUAUCACAUUUAAGCAGAAGUCUGUCCACCACAGAGAGCUCUAACCGACUGUGAUAAUAUUGCUUACGUGAGCGUUUCUUCCACCCCUCUUUAGAUUUCUCAAUACUGUCGUUAGAACGUGAUCUGCUGCUGUCUCUAACAAAUGUCAAGGUCAUACAGAUGGGUAUUAAGGUUUUCUGUUGAAAAGACAAAAGUAACAGAUAUCGACCCUCAUUUCAGAAACCACAGUGCCUGGUCUGCCCUGUGACGUGAGUUACCGGGUCCGAGAAAGUGUUCACGUCGAGUGGAAGCAAAUAAUACUCCGAGACACAGGCAGAUGGGCUAAAUUACUUUUAUUGAACAAGCCUUUGUGUCUUAACAGCUGUUUUCAUGGUCAGUUUCACUAUGAGCCCAGCCCUGAAAAUCUCAUGUCACCAGUUUAUAAAGUCUCGCAUCUGUGGGCGUACUCUGAAGUGCUGCCCCUAAGCCUGAUUGGUUCACUAAGUUUUGCAUUGUACAGCUAACUUCCUCUGACUUAUACUUGGUGACACUUUUUGUCCACCAGAUGGCCCUCUUGUUAUUGAAUCACCAAAGGAAUGAAUGAGUCUGGAUUUGACUCACCAAAUGGCGAUAAGUGGCGAUCGUAAUCUUUGAUG